GCGGAUGCGACGCGGAGGCAUCGGACAAUGGAGCGUCUCGUGGAGCAGCUCGUGUCGCUCAUCGGCGCCUUGAGCGCCCGCUUGGGCUCCCAGCUCGACAUCUCACCAGCCGCCAUCCACGCAUCCAUCGCCCUCGUCGCAACCGUCAUCUGCGGCCUCAUCGUCCGCGCCGCCGGCGCCGCCGCCAUCGCAGCCACAGCCUCGCGCCCGCGCCACUACGUCGUCCCUCCGCCCGCCCUCCCCGCCGAGAAGAAGGAGGAGAAUGAAUCCUCUGUCGAGCGCACGAGCACGAGCACGAGAAUUAGGAUCCCUGGCAGCUCGGCCAUCCAGUGCUACGCGCCCGCCACAGGCCAGUUCCUCGGCGCCGUCGAGCCCACGACGGAAGAGGGCAUCGACCGCGCCGUCGCCGCCGCCGCGGAAGCCCAGAGGACCUGGGCCACGACGACGUUUGACCAGCGCAGGGCCGUGCUGCGGUCGCUGCUGCAGCACGUCAUGGACAACGCCGAGCGCAUCUGCCGCGUCGCGGGCCUCGACAGCGGCAAGACCAUGGUGGACGCGCAGCUGGGCGAGAUCCUCGUCACGGCCGAGAAGAUCCAGUGGACGCUGGCCCACGGCGAGCGCGCGCUGCGGCCGUCGCGCCGGCCCACGAACCUGCUCAUGGCGUACAAGCGCAACACGGUGCGCUACGAGCCCCUGGGCGUCGUCGCCGCCCUCGUCAGCUGGAACUACCCCUUCCACAACCUCAUGGGCCCCGUCAUCAGCGCCCUCUUCGCCGGCGACGCCAUCCUCGUCAAGGUCUCGGAGCAGACGGCCUGGUCGAGCGGCUACUUCCUCGACAUCGCCCGCGGCGCCCUCGCCGCCCACGGCCACGACCCGCGCCUCGUCCAGGCCGUCGUCUGCUGGCCCGAGACGGCCGGCCACCUGACGUCGCACCCGGGCAUCAGCCACAUCACCUUCAUCGGCUCCCAGGCCGUCGCCCACCACGUCGCCGCCAGCGCCGCCAAGAGCCUCACCCCCGUCGUCGCCGAGCUCGGCGGCAAGGACCCCUUCAUCGUCCUCGAGUCCGCCGCCCGCGACCUGCCGCGCAUCGUCGACGUCAUCCUCCGCGGCACCUUCCAGGCCGCCGGCCAGAACUGCAUCGGCAUCGAGCGCGUCAUCGCCUCGGGCCCCGUCUACGACCGCCUCGUCCAGCUCCUCGAGCCCCGCGUCAAGGCCAUCCGCCUCGGCCCGGACGCCGACGUCGGCGCCAUGAUCUCCGACGCCUCCUUCGCCCGCCUCGAGGAGCUCAUCGCCGAGGCCGUCUCCCAGGGCGCCCGCCUCCUCGCCGGCGGCGCCCGCUUCGCCCACCCGGCCUACCCCCGCGGCCACUACUUCCAGCCCACCCUCCUCGUCGACGUCACCCCGGACAUGCGCAUCGCCCGCACCGAGUGCUUCGCCCCCGUCCUCACCAUGCUCCGCGCCCGCUCUUCUUCCGCCGAGGACAUCCUCGCCGUCGCAAACAGCCCCGACUUUGGCCUCGGCGCCUCCGUCCACGCCUCCGAGCGCGACCCCGCCCUCGAGCCCAUCGUCCGCGGCCUCAAGGCCGGCAUGGUCGCCGUCAACGACUUCGCCGCCUACUACGCCGUCCAGCUGCCCUUUGGCGGCGUCGCCGGCUCCGGCUACGGCCGCUUCGCCGGCGAGGAGGGGCUGCGCGGCCUCUGCAACGUCAAGGCCAUCUGCGAGGACCGCUUCGGCUGGCUCGGCAUCAAGACGGCCAUCCCGCCCCCCGUCCAGUAUCCCGUCCCCAACCAGGACCGCUCCUGGCGCUUCACCCAGGGUGUUGUCGAGGUGGGAUAUGGAUCCCUGGGCACCAAGGUUGCUGGCCUGGCCAAGAUUUUGAAGAACAUGUAGACGUA
Trichoderma citrinoviride is the source of this 1895-nucleotide messenger RNA. RefSeq names its product ALDH-like protein. Lineage: Eukaryota; Fungi; Ascomycota; Sordariomycetes; Hypocreales; Hypocreaceae. Gene Ontology annotation, molecular function: aldehyde dehydrogenase (NAD+) activity. The transcript is spliced from 2 exons. The coding region runs from base 28 to 1890 and encodes 620 amino acids. The record is from RefSeq and is a predicted model, not a curated record.